Molecule: messenger RNA, 3461 nt
Organism: Cantharellus anzutake
Lineage: Eukaryota; Fungi; Basidiomycota; Agaricomycetes; Cantharellales; Hydnaceae
Product: P-loop containing nucleoside triphosphate hydrolase protein
Exons: 12
Coding region: 359-3301 (980 amino acids)
Biological process (GO): protein import into peroxisome matrix
Cellular component (GO): cytosol; peroxisomal membrane
Molecular function (GO): ATP binding; ATP hydrolysis activity
Source: RefSeq, a predicted model, not a curated record
CGGAGUUCGUGUUCCGGGGUCAUGGAAGGAGACGUAUCCCCACAUUUUCACCAGUCCCACGAGUUUCUUGCCUUCCAAAGGGACACAAACCCAUGAUAUUUACCUGGCCGAACCACCUGUUCUUACGGAAGUGAUAUUAGCUGCUCGCUCUGAUGCCGCCUCAUUGUUUUCCCGUUCACAACCGUCAGCGAUUGAAAAGUGGCUGUAUGCAUCUCCACGCGUUCUGCGGACUCGAGAUAUUAUUUCGGUGCCAGAGACACCAAGUGAUGAUGAAUGGGUACCAGAAAGCGGAAUUUCUAAGGGACGGGCUGUCCACCACCUCUACGAGAUAGUGUCAGCAGAACCUGUCUCCGAGGGAAUGGCGAAGCAGCUUGUAACCAGAUUCAUAGUGACAUCCACAGACUCGCACCCAAACAGUCCCUAUUGCAGUGACGAAGAUAUUACGAGUUCCCCAUGCUCGACUGAAAGUGAAUUGGAGUCAGACCUUCACUCUAUUGAUGGAAUCGAAAUUGGGGAAGGGUUCUUGGCAGGGUCAUUGUCAUCAACCCUUAGUGGUGGUUUAUUUGGAGCCAAAAAUGCGAUAUCCUUGGAAUCUACGGGAGGCGCGAUCGAAGCAGAUGGACAGGACCUGCCCAAGAGGGCCCUCAUCGCUCAAAGUCUUCCGAAGCUUAUUCCGUCAUCAUUAAGUCGGAAAGGAGACGACCCUGAAUCCUUUAUCCAUGUGAGCUCUGGGGAGUUAGGGAAGACCGGAAUAUUUAGUGGAGACUGGGCUGUAGCAACUAUCGAUUCAGAGGGUUCCUCAAGAUUGGUUCGGGUACUGGCGAAUGAUCACUUGCAUUAUCGUUCUUUGUCGAGUGUCGCAGCGUCGCCAGUGCUACUUCACAAUUUAGCACCCUCUGCAUCAGAUUUGCAGCUCAUCCUCCAGCCAACUCCUUUCGGCGAUCGGGUGUACCAACCCCUUUUCCUCAUUGCACUGAAAGAAUAUUUUGAGAGUCAAGUCAGGCUCGUGAAGCUUGGUGAUCUGAUCGCUAUCGGUUUGAAACUUGAAGAUUCCAGGCGUAUCAGUGACGAAGUGAUUAAAAUCGCUGAGUCGAGCGACGAAGAGCAUGAAGCGACUGAGGGGCAAGAGGAUGUCGUUCAAUUCACCUUGAAUCAGAACUUCCCAUUGUCCUCCCCAGUAAACACGGGUGUUGUAUACUUCAAGAUCACGAAUAUCGAGCAUGAUGUAGUUGAUAUCGAUAUUUCGGAGCGGGAGAGCACGUAUUUUGCGUCCACCAUGGGUGAAUUAGGAUGCUGGGUUGACUCGAAGGUGACUAAGAUGGUGCAAGCCGGCCUAGAGCAUUCUAGGGUACCUGAUGUGACCAGUUACCUAGGGAUAGAAUCGAGCUUUGUUCCUCUCCCAGCAUCCGUAGAUGAGGAUCUGUCAGACACGCCAUUCAAGCGUCUGGUCAACCUGGUGUCCGCCGCGUUGGUCCCUUCGGCAUCUGAUCUUGAUCUCAGCCUCACCGUGCUUCUGAAGGGAGCCAGGGGAAUUGGGAAGCAGACUACGGCGCUCUGGGUUGCACAGAAGCUUGGAAUACAUAUUCUUGAGGUCAAUUGCUUCGAGGUCUUAGGGGAAACGGAUGUGAAGACCGAAGGUACUCUACGUGCUCGAGUAGAGAAAGCAGCUUCGUGCUCUCCCUGUAUCUUCCUGCUACGUCAUUUGGAGGCGCUCGCUCGGAACACCCAGACGUUAGAAACCGGAAGAGAACCACCCAUGGCAACAAUCUUGCAAGAUUGUGUAUUAAUACUAGGGAAAAGCUGGAAAGAAACCGGAUACCCUGUAUUUCUGUUUGGAACUACAAGUGAGCCAGAAAAGAUCCCACAGGGUGUCCUAAGCUGCUUCAAACACGAGAUUCAGUUCGAGUCACCUAAUGAAGCAGAGCGUCUCGAAAUCUUACACACACUAUUGCAGUCAUUUACCUGUACCCCAGAUGUCAACAUCAAAUCGUUAGCAUCACAAACUGCUGCUUUGGUUGCCAGGGACCUUGUUGAUUUAGUGCAACGAGCACAGUUAAAGUCUCUUCAGCGAACUACCUCGUCGCUGGAGUCGUCCAACCCAGUACACCUCUAUGGCAGUCUCGUACUUACAGCCGCAGACUUCGAUGUCGCUCUCAACGACGCCAGGUCCUCAUUCUCUGAGAGCAUUGGCGCACCGAAAAUCCCGAACGUUACCUGGGAUGACGUUGGUGGACUCGCGAGUGUUAAGAGUGACAUCCUGGACACGAUUCAGCUACCCUUGGAAUAUCCUGAGCUUUUCGCAGACGGACUAAAGAAGCGCUCGGGUAUCCUUUUGUAUGGUCCACCGGGAACAGGGAAAACCCUGCUAGCGAAAGCCGUGGCAACAUCAUGUUCUCUGAAUUUCUUCUCUGUUAAAGGCCCCGAACUGCUCAACAUGUACAUCGGGGAGUCGGAGGCGAACGUUCGUAGAGUUUUCCAAAGGGCCCGCGACGCUAAACCAUGCGUCAUUUUUUUCGAUGAGCUUGAUUCGGUUGCACCGAAGAGGGGGAACCAUGGCGACUCCGGUGGCGUUAUGGACAGAAUAGUGAGCCAGCUCCUGGCCGAGCUGGACGGGAUGGCGGAUGGAAAAGGAGGGGCAGACGUGUUCGUCAUUGGGGCAACAAACAGGCCUGACCUGCUAGAUCCUGCACUUCUGCGGCCUGGACGUUUCGACCGCAUGCUAUACCUGGGUGUUAGUGAUACACACGAGGCACAGUUGAACAUCAUCAAGGCCGUCACACGCAAGUUUCGUCUUGAUCCGGAUUUGGAUCUUGCCGACAUUGCGGAGCAGUGUCCCUUCAACUUCACAGGGGCCGACUUCUAUGCACUGUGCUCUGAUGCAAUGUUGAGGGCAAUGGCAAGGAAAGCUGAAGAGGUAGAUCGAAAGAUAGCUGAUCUCAAUGCUGAACCCCCACCAUUCUCACAUCCUCAUCCCCUCACACCACAAUACUAUCUUGCCGAGUUGGCGACGCCUGAAGAGAUCGACGUCUUGGUUUCCCGGAAGGAUUUUGAGCUGGCGCUCCGAGGACUGGUCCCAAGUGUCAGUCAAGGGGAAAUGGAGCACUACAAAGCUGUUCAAAGGAGAUUUGCUCGUGAAACCAUCAACACCGUCCAAUCUGCAACGGUACAGCCCUCAACACGUUCAGCAGGGGUCCCAAGCGAACCGCAAUUCCAGAUAACCGAGGACGAUAGCGACCUCUAUGUCGCUGUUCAGAGGACAGACAAAGGAAAAGGUAAAGCAAAGGCAGAGGAUAUAGUAUAAUGUAGCAAUCGUCUAUGUACAGCAAUCGAUGGUUCAAAUAAGACUUACAACAGACUCACUGUCUUGCAGAAUCGAGCAAUAGCGAUGUUUAUCCGAAGAUCUUUCCGAGCCUCCCAAGCAUGCCUUUUAUCGACCCACUGAUCUGGGCAAUUUGGGUACC